Bursaphelenchus xylophilus (pine wood nematode) is the source of this 2959-nucleotide messenger RNA. NCBI's taxonomy places the organism in Eukaryota, Metazoa, Nematoda, Chromadorea, Rhabditida, Aphelenchoididae. The record is from the annotation of a GenBank genome assembly.
AUGCAAAUGUCAGCCAAAGAUUUUUUGGAUCUUCUUCCCCUUGAAGUAAGUGAAAAUUUUAUUUUCUCAUUGAACUUCUUCUCAGGUUCGUUACAAAAUUUUGGACAAAACACCACUUCCGCUCGUGGCCGACUUACUUCGUGAAGAAGACGUCGAAAGAUUUGACAGAAGAUUUGAAGAAGCCUGUCGCGACAACUAUUUUCCUCCAUUACGCGACAUUACUCUUCGAUGGAAAGACAUAUUUGUGCGGUAAGAAUGGAGAUAUCGCUUUCAGUUGUAUUUUUUUCAAUUAACAACACUUUUUUAGGCAUUUAGCUGCAUUAAAAAAUAAAAGAUUGUAUACAGAUCCAGGAACUACUCACCUGUGUGAGGAUGACGUCAGAUUAAAUGUUCAGAUGACUGGAAGAACACUUGAUUUUUCUGUGCUUCCUCGACACAGCGUAUCACAAGUCAGUCUCACGUUGACAUUACCAAAAUACGAAAAGUUCCCUCGAAAAACAAACUUUCUGGACAAACGGUAUAGGACUCGCGGGGUGACCCAUUUUUAUCACAUUGAAUUGGGGAACAAGCAUGACAUUCGUCAGGCGAAAGAAGAAGUUGACACCUUCCACGGCAAGAUUUGGGUAAGUAAACGCAUGCAUUUGUUGCUACUAGUCGUUCCAGAAAGUGUGUGCACUUUUUGUCGUGGGCCGCACUGUGCACAAAAUUCCCUUUUUGCGGGGUGCAUUCGACCUUUUGCACCGUGCAAGUGCACUAUCGCUGCGACGCAAGCUUUUCUCAACGGAGCCGGCGCGACUUUUGAGAAAUUGCACUGUGCAAAAUGUUUCGAAUCGGAUCGCGCCGCGCGGGGAACACGAAACUUGCACUGUGCGGUGCAAAAAAGGCGGAAAAAGGUGCACGCACUUUCUGGAAAGACAUGGAAUGACCAGUCUGCCGGGAAAAUAAUGGGCACAAUGACGCAGCACCGAUCGCUGAAAUAAAAAGCAACUUGAUUUUGCCCGCGACACAAUUCAUUUUCUCGGCAGCGAUGCAAUUUUCGAUGCGACAGUGUGCUCAUUAUUUUCCCGACAGGUUAAUACUUUGGCAAAGACCUGUCUCUCGGGCCGAAAACUCGUUUGAGGGUUGUUCUCUACUUUUUCAAAUGUUCGUUACAGAAAAAUGAACAUAUGCAUUACAUAGCAUUCGAUGACUUGGAUAGAGUGUAUUUUAUACGAGCCUCUCCGCCGUUCAACAUAUUUUAUCGCAAAGAUUUGACGUCUCGCGAUGAACCGGAGACUUUGUUCAAACUGUCUGACCGUUACAGCAUUCUGUGGUUCGCCGUUUCGGAGUCGUACAAAGUCUUUGUGUUUGCAUACGAAAGCGAUGCUGUCAUAAUAGUCAACGAUCUCCAAACAGGUCUCGUAUGCUCAACACUGUCCGCCUGUAUAUGUUCCGUAAGUUUCACCAGAUGGCCAUUGUGGCGCUGAAUCGCGGUUGAGAUGUUGGAGAGCCGAACAAUCAAAAAAUUUUUAGCCAGUUCGAGAGUUCGCAUUUUUCUGAAGGAAAUAUUCUGACCCCUAGAUCCCUAAAGAUUAAUUUUCAAUUCAGGGAGCUACAAGCAACGCACAUGGAAAUUCUGUUGUUUUUACCGGUGAGGACAUGCAAACAUGGCUCUACACAGUGGAAGGGAGUAAAUUCAACAAGCAAAAGAUCCCGUGCUACCGACGACAACAACUCAACAAAGACAGCUAUCUGAUCAUGGUCGACACGGGCGAAGAGAAGGUUGUAUUGAAGGUAAAAAUAAUGGGCAAACUCAUUGAUUACAGUGGUGGACCCGAUCCAGGGGCAAAAAACAUAUCAUUUUGCAUCCGGGAAGCAUUAAAAAUGUAGCAAAAUACCUCCCUCUCCAAGUGAAAAAACUCCAUUUUUGAAGAGCGCGCCCUCAUAAAAAGAGCGCUUUUGACAAGGAAAGUACUUUUAUGGGGGCUCCCACUUUUUGACGGGACAUAUCUCAAAAAAUCAGAAAAAAUGUGCUGAUCAAGGAUAUAUAAAUCUUAGCUGCCCAUUUUAGGUUUUUAGGGGUGAAAAUGCCCAAAAACUGGCUUAAUUUCCCUACAAAAGGCGCAGGCAUUCGAAACGAUAAAAAGCGCAGGCGGUCUCUUCUUUCGGAAGAGAGCGGUGUGGCCGAGUGGUUAAUGCCGUAGUCUGGGAAUCAAGAGGGGGGACGCCGCACGGGUUCGAUUUCCCUUUUGGACCGAAUCAACUUUUUUUGAAGAUGAAAGUCGGAAAAAUAAAAUUUUGUGCCAAGACUGAUUUAUUACGUCUUACAAACUGAAUGAACAUCAUUUUAAGCCAAAAUAAAAAUUGUAAACCUGUGAAAAAUUAAGCGAAAAGGGGUUCAUAUACGACUUUAAGUCAACUUCCGAUUGAGUUUUCACCCCUAAAAACCUAAAAUGGGCAGCAAAGAUUUACAUAUCCUUGAUCAGCACAUUUUUCCUGAUUUUUUGAGAUAUGUCCCGUCAAAAAGUAGGAGCCCCCCAUAAAAGUACUUUCCUUGUGAAAUCGGAGUUUUUUCACUUGGAGAGGGAGGUAUUUGGUAUAUUUUUGAUACUUUCCGGAUGCAAAAUGGUACGUUUUUUGCCACUGGAUCAGGUCCGCCACUGUAGUAAUGUUUCAUCAUAAAACAUGCUUAAAAAUGUAAAUUUUAGAUCCUUUCUGUGGUUAACGACACUCCCAUAGAAUGGUAUGUGCAGCAUUGCAACAAGCUAUGUGUUUUUCGCCGCCUGGGGGAUAAUAUUUUCUACGUCCUCGAAGAGAACAAGCGCUGGAUUUGGUACAAAGAAAGCAAUUCGGGUAAGGUGGAUCCCUAGCAUUUUAAGUCGAUUUAGUGCCUCCGAUUCUACUACAUACUGACGAUAAGGCGACACAAAUAUUCGACUACAACCGGCGCAUAUGUUUCCGAUCCAUACCAGACAGCUAG